GCCGCCCUAAACUCACUUCAGGUCGGGGUCGGACCUGCUCUUCCCAGGGUGCACAUUCCGGAUCUUUCUGGGUCGCGGAAGCCCAAAUAAGGACACCCAAGGAAAUGUGUCAAGAAUGGUUGUUUAGAGUUGCUCUGAGCAGCCGCAGUAAACAGACCGAGGGAGAGAGGAAGACACUAGCAACAGCCCCAGAGCUUAUGGACUCCAUGCUGGAGUCUCGAAGACACCCAAGCAGCAGCCUCCAGAAGGACUUUCCCCAGGUGAAAUCUGAGAAAACCUGUCAGCCUUUGCAAAGAGAACAUCAGAAUCUCCAGGAGCCUGGGCAGCAGCCUAAAAAAUACCUUACCCAGCACCCACAUGAAGACCUGGCUAAAGAUGCAGAGCCUCAGAACUACCUCUUGAGGGAAGUGGAAUGCAUAGCACAGAGGCUGGGGGCGUCCCUGGAGGAGAUCCAGAGGAGAGCUGCGGAGCCACAAGAGAAGGAGAGAGAGCAGAGAAAGUUAGAUGAUAUACUUGAGAAUGCUCGACUGGAAAUUGAAAAAUUGAAAAACAAUCUGAUAAAACUGAAAGAAAGUGAUGCGACAGACCUACGGAAAGCCAAAGAACACAACCAGAGGCUGGACGAGGAAAUUCUGGCUUUAAGAAACCGGGUUCGAUCGCUUGACUCCGAGAAAAAGUUGCUUGGAGAAAUGGUCUUGAAGUUUUCACAAGAAUUGGAACAGUUAAAAUAUUGCUCUGUAGGGGACAGAACUGCCAAUUUAAUGACAAGCAAGAAGCUCUGUGAAGAUCUGGUGUCGAAAGUGCCACUUUUGGAAGUAGAGGUUCUGAGCCCAAGUGAAGAAAGACAGGCACUCUGUUCCAAACUAGGAGAAAAUAAGCAGGAAGAAAUGCCAGAGGUGUCAGUGAAGGCGGCCACUUCCCCAAGAGAGAGGCGGGAGGAGCCACAGCAGAAUGGAGACUGGAGAGGCCAUGUGCAGCUGUUGGCCGGGGAGCGCGGAGAAGCUGGGAGGCUUGGAGAACUGAGCCUCCAGCCUCAGAGCUGUGGGGAUAGUUCAGAUGACAGUAGCACCCAGUACCUAACAUCUGGAGAGAAAGCGAACUGCCAGCAUCACGGGGAAGUGCAGCAGCUGCGACAGAACCUGCACCGCCUGCAGAUCCUGUGCAACUCGGCUGAAAAGGAGCUGCGCUACGAGCGGGGCAGGAGCUCAGACUUCAAACAGCACAACAGUUUGCUGCAAGAGGAGAACAUGAAGAUCAAAAUCGAACUCAAGCAGGCCCAGGAGAAGUUGCUGGACAGUGCCAGGAUGCAGUCCUCGCUCACGGCAGAGUGGAAACACUGUCAGCAGAAAGUCAAGGAGCUGGAGCUGGAAGGGCUUCGGCAGGCUCAGAACAUUAAAUCCCAGCAGAGCCUGCAGGAAAAGCUGGCUCGAGAGCAGUCGAAAGCAGCCGAAGCACAGGAGAAGAUUUUGGACCUGCAGCAGAAAUUAGACCAUGCUCGACAAGUCUGCCUUUCAGAUGCUUGUGUUUUGCAUAAGAAACAACUAGAGGAGGAGAUCAAGGAAGCAAGGAGCAGUGAGGCUAGGCUGCAGCAGCAGUGUCAGGAGGAGCAGCAGAGGAGGGUACUCCUGGACCAGGACAUAAAUGAGCUCCAGAAGCAAGUGAGAACCUUGCAAGAGAAGGAGGACCAGCUGGAAGCAACCAAUUCCCAGCAGCAAGAGGCUCUCCGCAAACAGCUGGAGAAUGAGAGCAGAAAGUGUAAAGAGUAUGUCAAGAGCAACCAGGAACUGUCAGAGAAACUAUCAAAGUUACAGCAAGAAAAGGAUGCUCUCUGGCAAGAACACGGGCGGUUUUUGGAGCAACUUGGUGAGCAUGUGAGAAACUACAAAGACAAACACCACUGCCACAAAGUCAAGCUUCAAAAGGUCAAGGACCGUCUAACCCAUGAGUUAGAAAUACGAAAUAAGAGGAUUAAAGAACUCGAAGAUGAAACUGGGAAACUGCAACAAAAGAUUGAACUGGAGAAGGAGUUCCAGGGUCAGAUCAUGACCCAAAAUGACAUCCUCCUCCUGGAAAAGAGGAAGCUGCUAGAACAAGUCACAAAUCAAGAAGAACUGAUCUGCAGCAAUAAGUCCACAGUCUCUGCAAUCCAGAGCAAGGCGUUUUUACUGGAUAAAGAAAACCAGCAACUGCAGGAAAACUGCCUCCGGCUCAUGCAGCAAAUCAGUCUCCUAGAACGCAUUAUAAGGAGCAUCCAGAUUCGCAGAGCGGAAGAAACGAUAAUCAGUGACAAUGCUGCUUUUGAAAUACUCAGAAAGAUACUACCUUUGCAGAGCUCCAGUUUCUCAGGAACAGGUUUGGUAUUGUCAGCUGAAAAUCUCCAGGAGACUGAACUACAUAAAUCAGAAGGAACAACAGCAGUCCCCAAGUCCCCUGAACCUCUUUCAUGUUCACAGAAUUCUGAAAGUGGAUAUAUAAAUGUGACUUCUCUAAAAGGGACAUACAACAUGCAAGGGGACCAAAAGCUGGGACUGUGACAUCACUGCUGUCUAAGACAAUGCUAACUGAACCUAGUAACUCAGACCAUGGAUGGAAAGACGCAAACUGACCUGGAGAGGUCUCACAGAACACCCUGGAAAGCAGCAAGGAGUCUCCAAAAUCGCUGACUAAACAGUCAUUAAAAGCUUUCUAAAGAUGGAGUUGUUGUUUGUUUGAUAGACCCAUUAAUAAUGAUUU
Microtus ochrogaster (prairie vole) is the source of this 2733-nucleotide messenger RNA. It is a transcript of the gene Ccdc30, whose product is annotated as coiled-coil domain containing 30. The record is from RefSeq and is a predicted model, not a curated record. Lineage: Eukaryota; Metazoa; Chordata; Mammalia; Rodentia; Cricetidae.